AUGUUGGGGAGUGUCUUAAUAAUCUGCCUUAUUGUACUUUUAGUAGGAAUAAGAGUCAGAAUUUAUUUUAGAGGCAAAAAGUGUGAAGCUUAUAGGGAUAUAUCAAAUAUGACUAUCUUAAUCACUGGGGGGAGCAAAGGACUUGGAUAAGAGACAAUCAAACAACUGGCAAAGUUCAAUUGUAGAAUAAUAUUUGGUUGUAGAAGCAACCCAAAUGAAUUCUUAGAACAAUUACUGGAAUCCUUCCCCUAAUCCAAAAUCUAAUAUUUUCCUUUGGAUCUGUAGAGUUGGAAUUCAAUCAAGCAAUUUGCUGCAAGAGUGAAACAAGAAGUAGAUAGAAUUGAUGUAGUUAUAAAUAAUGCUGGAAUAAUGGGAACAUUGAAAAGAGAAUUCACUCAAUAUGGCAUUGAAGCUUAAUUUGGAACCAAUUACUUGGGUCCCUUCUUCUUGAAUCAUUUGUUGCUCGAUCUUCUGAAAAAGUCAAAUUCACCAAGAAUAAUCAAUGUCUCUUCGAUAGCUCAUGUAUUUUAAAACCUUGAUUUUGAUGACUUGAAUUGUGACAGGUGGGCAAACAGCUUGUUUUGGAGUAGAAUAUACACCUAUAGAGCCUAUGGGAACACAAAAUUUGCAUAGAUACUGAAUGCUUAAGAAUAUUCUGAGAGAACUGGUGUGAAGGCAUGUGCCUUACAUCCAGGAGUAGUGAGAACUGAGGUGCUGCAACAUUAAUUGUCUGCCUGGUGGUUCAAUUUGAUUAUGUCGAUUGCUUGGCCUAUUUAUAGUUUUUUCACAAAAGACAGUUAUUACGGAUGUCAAACUAUUUUAUUUUGUUUAAUGAUUAAAGACGAAGAGUUAGUUGAUGGGGGAUUCUAUAAGGAUUGCAAAUUGGCAAAGGCUAGAUUCACAAGCAGAGAGAAGGCCAAAAUGUUGUGGGAUGUGAGUUUGUAAUUGAUAUCUAAGAUUGAUAAUUUAUAUUGA
This is a messenger RNA of Paramecium tetraurelia, 975 nucleotides long. RefSeq lists its product as uncharacterized. The record is from RefSeq and is a predicted model, not a curated record. NCBI's taxonomy places the organism in Eukaryota, Ciliophora, Oligohymenophorea, Peniculida, Parameciidae. The transcript is spliced from 2 exons.